AUGUCUUACGCCGACGCUGCUGCCAAGGGGCCAAAGCAGACCCCCGAAGAACGAUCGGUUCCCCUAGCUACACCGGUAGCCUUGAGCCCAUUGUAUACUGACUUCCGCAGUGCUGCUCCCAGGGUGGGUGGUGUCUACAAGGAUGAAUCCGAAAGCACCGCGUCUCUGAUCGACGUCGACUCGCCUCACGUCACUGCUGUCGACCCUAACUUCCUCCAGCAGGAGGUCAAGACCACUACCCAGGCCGAACGCCUGGAGCGCGAAGCCGCCGAGGCCGAGCAGAAGGCCGCCGCCGAAGAAUCGCAGAAGAAGUCUCGUAAGGCCAAGGCCAAUGGAAUUCUUGCCAACUCUGGCAACCCCGUCUACAUCGGCAACGCUGUCCUCGCUACUCUGGUCGGUGCCGGCCUUGGCUUCGGUGCCUACCGCAAGCACGUCGAGGGAAAGCUGUCAUGGGAGCUGGUGGGUCUGGUCUCCGGCGCCGUGGGCGCCUUCGGUGCGGUUGACUACUUCGUGAGCAAGUAA
Molecule: messenger RNA, 522 nt
Organism: Penicillium chermesinum
Lineage: Eukaryota; Fungi; Ascomycota; Eurotiomycetes; Eurotiales; Aspergillaceae
Exons: 2
Coding region: 1-522 (173 amino acids)
Cellular component (GO): mitochondrial outer membrane
Molecular function (GO): nascent polypeptide-associated complex binding
Source: RefSeq, a predicted model, not a curated record